This is a messenger RNA of Suillus subaureus, 195 nucleotides long. RefSeq lists its product as uncharacterized. The transcript has a single exon. NCBI's taxonomy places the organism in Eukaryota, Fungi, Basidiomycota, Agaricomycetes, Boletales, Suillaceae. The record is from RefSeq and is a predicted model, not a curated record. The annotation marks the transcript as partial.
GUCGCGAACCCAUUCCUCGAUAUCGUUCAGUCUGCAAUAAUGCACCCAGACUCUCAUCUGUUGAAGAUUCAGCGCGCUUUUGCGUAUUUCUCUUCAUUUUAUAGUGCACAGCCAAAGGGCUCCUUCGGAGGUAUGGAGCUAGAUGUCGCAGAAGCGCUGGAUGGAUCGCUCUUCCUUAGGACUUCAAGAUUGACU